AUGCUUCUCGCUUACACCGUCAGACCAUCUAACUGGUCUUUUACCAGAAGAGCAUACUCUGCUACUGCCAGAGCCUUCAACCAACAAAAAGGGCUUUUGCCAUUGCCAAUCAAGGAAACUGUCGAUAUGGCAUAUGAUCUGCACUUGCCAGAAAGAUCUGUAAUUGGUAAAAUGCCAUACCACAGUCCAGAACCAAUCAUUUUCUAUCACGGUUUGCUUGGUUCUAAGCGCAAUUAUAGACAUGACUGUAAGAAGCUUGCUACCGCUUUGCAAACUCCAGUCUACACUGUCGAUAUCAGAAACCACGGAUCUUCUGAACAUGCUCUACCAUUCGAUUACAACACUUUAGUCAACGACCUAGUGCAUUUCGCAGAGACACACUCAUUGGGUAAGGUUAACCUUGUGGGUUAUUCUUUGGGUGCUAAGGUUGCCAUGCUUGCCUGUUUGAAACAUCCAGAACGUUUCAGUGCUGCUUGUAUUAUUGACAACUCUCCAGAAGAACAACCUCAUAUUAAGCCUUUGCUAACUGCCCUUGUGAAAUCUUGCGUUAAGUUGCUAGAUCACCAUAAUGUUAGAGCAGAUGACAAGCUAUGGAGACACAAAGCCUCGGAGGCAUUGAAGAAGUACAUUCCAGAUGCUGGUAUCAGAUACUAUCUAUUAAGCAACAUCAUCAACAAUCCUCGUGUGGUUGAAUACAGAUCUCCAGUUAUCAACUAUGACGACGGUAUGCUACAUUUCAAAAACCCAGUUAGACACAUGAUGGACUUCGUUACUAAAGAAGUUGCAGCUUGGCCAACUCAGGAACUCGAGGGUAAGCAAUUCUUGGGACCUGUUAACUUCAUCAAGGCUACCCGCUCUGACUUCAUCAACCCAAAGAGCUUGCAAGCAAUUAACCAAUAUUUCCCUUACCACAACAUUGACGAAAUUAAUGCAACUCAUUUCAUCUUAAACGAACGUCCUCAAGAGUACUUAAGAGCCGUUACCGAUUUCUUCAAGGUGACAAGAUAUCAAUUAGAGAAGAAGAGAGAACAAGAUCUUGCUAAGAUCGAUCAACUCAAUGCAUCUGAAUCUCUCAAAAGUGCUAGAGAUUAA
Molecule: messenger RNA, 1092 nt
Organism: Kluyveromyces marxianus DMKU3-1042
Lineage: Eukaryota; Fungi; Ascomycota; Saccharomycetes; Saccharomycetales; Saccharomycetaceae
Product: alpha/beta fold hydrolase
Exons: 1
Coding region: 1-1092 (363 amino acids)
Cellular component (GO): mitochondrion
Source: RefSeq, a predicted model, not a curated record